UACAAGAAAUUGGUCUGCACUGUGGAUAAAAGGGAUGAUUCCUAGGCAUACAAAUGCAGAUAUAUGCACUUUCGAGAUGAUGGAUGAGCAAUGAAGGGGGUACCUUAUAGAAGAAAAGGAAAAAAGGCCACUGCUUCGGUAAAAAUCUUGAAUUCGGCGCAGAGUUUUGACCAACAACUUCCACUGCAUGCACACACGCCAAUGCAGACGAACUUUUAACAAAGCAAAAUGGUUAUCAUGCAUUUAAAAAAUAAUGUUAAAAGCAUUCCCUAUUCAUGUUAUAGUUAAACGAGGACGAGACCUAGACUUUGUGGGGAGGUGUUGAGAUAUUAAAGCGUAGUGCACCGAUUCAUCCACGUGUGUGAUGAGGCUCUCUGAUGAAGCAUCCGCUUAAUCAAAUGAAGUCUUUCGUGAUGGGAUCUUGAGGCUGCCUUUUCUUCUGGUGUGAAGGUGUUAAACCCAUUCAUGCGGGAGCAAUUCCCUUCUUUAUGAUCCGUGUGGGCAAAAUAAGAAUCAUAUUUAGAUAACCGGUUAAGGAAAAGGAUGAAAACGAUGAGAAGCCUGAAUAUAUAUAUAUAUAUAUAUAUGUUGAAUAUUAUCAAAUCUGAGUAACUCCCAUCCUCCCAUCUUCUCUUGGUCAUAUUCCACCCUCAUUCGCGUUUCUUUCUCUCCCUCAGAUCGCCAUUCCCUACACUUCACGAAGGAUGCAACCCAUGACGACGACCGACGCCGAGGGGUUCGCCACCGACACCCCCCUCCACGCGCUCUCCCCUCUUGACGGCCGCUACAAAGCCGCCACCCUCCCCCUCCGCGAUUUCUUCUCCGAGCGCGCGCUCUUCCGUUACCGGGUGCAGGUGGAGGUGUUGUACUUCAUCGCGCUCUGCCGGGAGGUGCCGGAAAUCACGGCGUUGCAAGGAACCACCGACGCCCAACUCGCCGCCCUUCGCGCGGCGACUUUUGAAAACUUUUCCGCGUCCGACGCGCGGCGAAUUCGUGCGAUCGAGCAGAUCACCCGCCACGACCUCAAGGCGGUGGAGUACUUCGUAAAGGAACGCGCCCGAGGCGUGGCGGGGCUCGCCGCGCGGGCGGAGUUCAUCCACUUCGGGCUCACCUCGCAGGACGUGAACAACACCGCGAUUCCGAUGCUCCUGCGGGAUGCCCUUGAACGGGUGUAUCUCCCAGGCCUUCAGAGGGUCCUGCGGGCGCUACGCGAUCGCCUGACGGGGUGGAAUCACGCGAUGCUCGCGCGCACCCACGGGCAGCCGGCGACGCCGACGAACCUCGCGAAGGAGUUCGCCGUCUGGAUCGAACGGGUGGAAGGGCAACAGGCGCAGCUCCGGGGGAUCGCCGCGAGUGGGAAGUUCGGUGGCGCCUCGGGAAACCUCAACGCGCAUCGGGUGGCCUUCCCCGGGGUGGAUUGGGUGGGUUUCGCGAAUGGGUUUUUGCGAAACUACCUCGGCCUCACCCGGCAGCGCUACACGACGCAGGUGGAGCAUUACGAUCACAUCGCGGCCGUCUGUGAUGCCUGCGCGCGAGUGCAGCGAAUCCUGAUGGACCUCUGCGCGGAUACGUGGUGGUAUAUCUCACUCGGCUACUUCACGCAGGAGGUAAAACCUGGGGAGAUAGGGAGCAGCGCGAUGCCGCAUAAAGUCAACCCGAUCGACUUCGAAAACGCGGAGGGCAACCUGGGGUUGAGCAACGCGCUGUUUCACUUCAUCGCGAGCAAGUUGCCCAUCUCACGGCUGCAACGCGAUCUCUCGGAUAGCACGGUGCUGCGCAACCUCGGCGUGCCCUUCGGCCACGCGUUGGUGGCCUUCAACUCGAUCGAACGCGGGAUCAAAAAGCUCCGCGUGAACCCCCAAGCGCUCGAGAGGGAUCUCAAAAACAAUUGGGCGGUUGUGGCCGAGGGGAUCCAAACCAUCCUCCGCCGCGAGGGCUUUCCGAACCCAUACGAGGCGCUGAAGGAGUUCACCCGCGGGAGGGAGGAUUUGGACGAGCGUAUUAUCCACGAGUUUAUCGACAGCCUGCCGGGAAUCCGCGAGGAGGUGCGGCGGGAGCUGAAGGCAAUCACUCCACUAAACUACACCGGCUACUCCAUUUCGCAUCUCUAG
Messenger RNA from Phytomonas sp. EM1, 2111 nucleotides. The record is from the annotation of a GenBank genome assembly. Lineage: Eukaryota; Euglenozoa; Kinetoplastea; Trypanosomatida; Trypanosomatidae.